AUGACAGACACCUACGAUCACCAGUUUGCCAAUCAACCAACUCUCAUGUCUGAGAAGUCCGCUUCGUCAUACAUCAGCCCUCCUUCUCCCCGCCGAAAGCCCACGCACCGUAGAGCAGAGAGCACACGCACAUCGAAUGCAACUGUGAGCACGAACAUGAGCUACGGCAGCAGCAUGGGGACACGACUAUCAGAAGCCACCAACAUUACUCAGCCGCCAUCCUACUCGAAGAAGUUUGUCGUUGUAGGAGAUGGAGGAUGUGGAAAGACGUGCUUGCUGAUUAGCUAUUCUCAAGGCUAUUUCCCAGAGAAAUAUGUUCCCACUGUCUUCGAAAACUACAUUACCCAGACCAUGCAUCAGCCCUCGGGCAAAACUGUCGAGCUUGCCUUGUGGGACACUGCUGGCCAGGAAGAGUACGACAGGUUGCGACCACUCUCGUACCCAGAGACCGAUCUGCUGUUCGUUUGCUUCGCUAUCGACUGCCCAAACUCACUCGAGAAUGUCAUGGACAAGUGGUACCCGGAAGUCCUUCAUUUCUGCCCGAACACUCCGCUGGUGCUCGUUGGCCUGAAAUCCGACCUUCGCUCCAAACGCACCUGCAUCGAACUCCUCCGCACACAAGGCCUCACGCCUGUAACUCCCGAGCAGGGCGCCGCGGUGGCAAAGAAAAUGGGGGCUCAAUACAUUGAAUGCUCGGCCAAGGAAUCCAGAGGAAUCAAUGAAGUCUUCGAACUUGCCAUCAAUACAGCUGUUCAGGCCGAGGAAGACAGCUACGAAGAGCAGCCUAGUGCCCGUGGAAACAAGGUGAAGAAGGCCAAGAAGAGGAAGUGCGUGUUCCUAUGA
This is a messenger RNA of Cyphellophora europaea CBS 101466, 843 nucleotides long. Its product is annotated as GTP-binding protein rhoC. The record is from RefSeq and is a predicted model, not a curated record. NCBI's taxonomy places the organism in Eukaryota, Fungi, Ascomycota, Eurotiomycetes, Chaetothyriales, Cyphellophoraceae. The transcript has 3 exons. Gene Ontology annotation, biological process: small GTPase-mediated signal transduction. Gene Ontology annotation, molecular function: GTP binding; GTPase activity. The coding region runs from base 1 to 843 and encodes 280 amino acids.